AUGAGUGAAUCUCGGGUUGGGGACAAUGAUGUCAUGACAGGAACCUUCUUGGUACAGUCAAUACCGACAUUGGUUCUAUUCGACUCGGGGGCAUCCAAUUCGUUUGUAUCUUCGGAGUUAGUCAAGAAGCUGGGAUUGACCGAUUGUGUAAAGGUGAAGCUGAGUGUGAAAGUAGCUUCGGGAGAAGUUAAGUCGUGCAACCGGCUGUUCAAGAAUGUCAAGAUUGCCAUCAAUGGGGAUGAAUUCCCUAGCAACUUGAUUCAGUUUGAUUUGGACGGAGUGGACGUGAUCUUGCGAAUGGAUUGGUUGGUACAACACAAGUCUUAG
Ipomoea nil (Japanese morning glory) is the source of this 327-nucleotide messenger RNA. RefSeq lists its product as uncharacterized. Gene Ontology annotation, molecular function: aspartic-type endopeptidase activity. The record is from RefSeq and is a predicted model, not a curated record. Lineage: Eukaryota; Viridiplantae; Streptophyta; Magnoliopsida; Solanales; Convolvulaceae. The transcript has a single exon. Gene Ontology annotation, biological process: proteolysis. The coding region runs from base 1 to 327 and encodes 108 amino acids.